CACAGUUCAGUCUUGAACUACAUUUAGAUCUUGUUCCUGCCAGCAAUAUGAAGACUUUGAGUGCCAUCCUCAUUGUGGGCUUCCUAGUCCUUUGGGCAGAGAUGCAGCCAACAUCUGGUAUAACCAUCCCAUAUGGUCUCAAGAAACCUGGACAAUGUCCAAUACCUCCUGGAAGAUGCAGGAUGAUCGACCCACCUAAUUAUUGCAAUUAUGAUUUUGAUUGUGAAGGGCCAAUGAAGUGCUGUCUAAUGAUAUGUGGGAGAGAUUGCGUCGAUCCAGUAUAGUCUUGUUUCACUGAUGGAUGCCCAGAACGAGCAAACACUAUCACCCAUGAAUGUUCUUGUGAAUGGGAAUCACCAGUCAACGAACCACAGUUGCAGAAGACAACUCCAGCUGAGUGUAUCAUUGAACCAGAUCUUCGGCAGCAACCAAUCCAGCCUGAACCCCAGGAAGAAGUACACAGUGUUUGAAGGGGCAGUCAGUAGCUAUUUUUUGGGCUUGAUCUGAAGAGGGGAAAGUAUAAACUCUUGCUUCAUCACUUCAGCCUCUAUACACAUUACCUAUUAAUGCAACUUUUAGAAACCACACUUUUGCUGAUGAUCUAUACUGCAUGAAAUCUAAACCAUAGUAACAUAAUCUUUUUAUGUUCACUUUUACAAAACAACAACAAAAAACCUUUUAUAUCUUAUUGGGUUCCUAUUGCAAUGUGUCUUUUUUUUUUUUUUUUUGCAGUGUUGCAGCAAAAACUUUACACCUCCAAAAGCUAUUUUCCAUCUGAAAUCAUUAUGGAAAUUCAGCAAGCCAAGAAUACAGCUUAUUUUUUUACCAUGUGGCUUUUCUGCAACAGGGAAUAACUUUGCAUAAAUGGGAGUUUUUAAAUGGAAG
Molecule: messenger RNA, 885 nt
Organism: Gekko japonicus
Lineage: Eukaryota; Metazoa; Chordata; Lepidosauria; Squamata; Gekkonidae
Gene: SLPI
Product: secretory leukocyte peptidase inhibitor
Exons: 3
Coding region: 48-284 (78 amino acids)
Cellular component (GO): extracellular region
Molecular function (GO): peptidase inhibitor activity
Source: RefSeq, a predicted model, not a curated record